Lathyrus sativus (Indian pea) is the source of this 1446-nucleotide messenger RNA. The record is from the annotation of a GenBank genome assembly. NCBI's taxonomy places the organism in Eukaryota, Viridiplantae, Streptophyta, Magnoliopsida, Fabales, Fabaceae.
AUGGCAUGCAUUGGCUUUUCUAGUACAUGUCUUUUUGAGGUAUCUUUGGUUCAGCAUGAAGGUCUUAGAUUUUCUCAAAGAAUACAAAUGCUUUCAACUCCAUGCAUGCCAAAAAGCUAUACUUUAGCUACAUCCAAGAAAUGCAAGAGAAUCAAGGCCAUGGCUUCACCAAAUGUAGCAGCUCCUCAAAGAGAGAAAGAUCCAAAAAAGAGAGUAGUUAUAACAGGAAUGGGUCUUGUUUCAGUCUUUGGCAGUGACAUAGAUGUAUUUUACAACAAGCUUCUUGAAGGAGAAAGUGGAAUAAGCCUAAUAGAUAGGUUUGAUGCUUCAAGCUUCCCCGUCCGUUUCGGCGGUCAGAUACGCGAUUUUUCUUCACAAGGUUACAUUGAUUGCGAGAAUGAUCGGUGCCUCGAUGAUUGCUCGAGGUAUUGUUUAGUAGCAGGCAAGAGGGCACUUGAAGAUGCUAAUCUUGGAUAUGAAGCUCUCAACAAUAUGGACAGAACAAGAAUGGGAGUUCUAGUGGGAACAGGAAUGGGAGGUGUAAGUAGUAUGAACACUGCUGUUGAUGCUCUCACUCACAGAGGACAUGAAAAGAUUAAUCCAUCUUUCAUUCCCUACACCAUUAACAUGAGUUCUGCUUUGUUGGCUAUAGACACAGGACUAAUGGGGCCAAAUUAUUCCAUUUCUACUGCUUGUGCCACAGCAAAUUACUGUUUUUGUGCAGCUUCUCAUCACAUUAGAAGUGGUGAAGUAGAUAUUAUGGUGGUUGGUGGUACUGAAGCUUCGAUUAUACCUUCUGGUGUUGGAGGAUUCAUUGCUUGCAGGGCUUUGUCUCACAGGAAUGAUGAGCCUAAGAAGGCUUCAAGACCGUGGGACAAAAACCGCGAUGGUUUUGUCAUUGGUGAAGGCUCUGGUGUCCUGAUAAUGGAGAGCUUGGAGAGUGCAACAAAGAGAGGAGCAAGAAUAAUUGCUGAAUAUUUGGGUGGUGCCAUAACAUGCGAUGCUCAUCACAUGACUGAUCCAAGAUCUGACGGACUUGGAGUUUCAUCUUGCAUAAGCAAGAGUUUACAAGACGCCGGUGUUUCCCCCGAAGAGGUGAACUAUGUGAAUGCUCAUGCUACAUCAACACUAGCUGGUGACUUGGCUGAGGUUAAUGCAAUCAAAAAGGUUUUUAAGGAUACAUCAGAACUAAAAAUGAAUGGGACUAAGUCAAUGAUUGGACAUUGUCUUGGUGCUGCUGGUGGCUUGGAAGCUAUAGCAACCAUCAAAGCAAUAACUACAGGCUGGUUGCAUCCAACCAUUAACCAAGAUAAUUUGGAAGAGGAUGUUACAAUUGAUACUGUCCCUAAUUUUAAGAAAAAGCAUGAAGUUAAUGUUGCUAUCUCCAAUUCAUUUGGAUUUGGUGGACACAAUUCAGUAGUUGUCUUUGCCCCAUUCAAACCCUAA